Molecule: messenger RNA, 9139 nt
Organism: Alexandromys fortis (reed vole)
Lineage: Eukaryota; Metazoa; Chordata; Mammalia; Rodentia; Cricetidae
Gene: Acod1
Product: aconitate decarboxylase 1
Exons: 5
Coding region: 4945-6546 (533 amino acids)
Biological process (GO): defense response
Cellular component (GO): mitochondrion
Molecular function (GO): aconitate decarboxylase activity
Source: RefSeq, a predicted model, not a curated record
AUGAUGGGAGGGGUUCUAGGGAAAAGACAGACUUAAAUUUUUACCUUAAGACUUUUUAAUAAAAGUGGGUUAUUAAGAGUUAUGUCAAUUUUAAAGAAUGGAUAAGAAGAAAAUACUCAACAUCUCCAAAUGAAAUAAAGCCAUCAUUCUGUCAUAAAAGUCAAUUCUGUGCUUUCUAGGAUCAAAAUAACAGUGGCCACAGCUACUUCUCAUAGGCAGGCUGUUCAUCUUUUGGUCCCCAAGUUCUUUCUUUACCCUGCAGGCAGCUGGACAGGCCCUCCUGGCCCAAGUUAGACACCUCAAGGGCCAGCAAACACAUGGACAUCCAUAGCAACAUCAGAGCCCAAGCUUGGGGCUCUGGUCUGUUCCUUAACAUCUUUAAGACCAGUUGUCCCUCUGAAUCAAGUGAAAAAGAAGUUUUAAUUAGAGGCCCCUUCAGUCAUCUGAAGAAGUCAAAGAACUAUUGCUCAAAGUUCUGCUCUAUCCCGUGUUGUCUGUAAGAAAUCACCCAGUGAAUAUUUCAUAACAAGGUCUUAGAGCACAGUCUGUGGUUUCAGAGUUAGGAGAACCCUCUUUGCUAAAACUGCUCACAUAAAUCAGAGACCCAAAUCCCCUCUCCAAUCAUUUUAUACUUUAGCUAUCCUCUUAUGCUGAGUGUUUAAGACAAUAGAGGUAGUCAAGAAUGAACUGUUUUGCUACUAAAACCAACAAAAAAAACUAAUAAGAGUUACAUUCAGGGACCUGGAAGCUAUUGCUUCUUUCCUGCAUAUACUGUCUGCUGGAGUGGAUUAGGGUCUUUAUAUGACUUCCUUUGGGAGCAUAGGGAACGUUCUUCUUCCUUGACUUUCCUCUCUGCAGGAUGCACCCUGGUUGGUUGGAGUCUAGUCUUGGGGUUCUUCGUGGCCUCUCUGAUCAAAAGGAUGGCUGAUUUAUGGAUCUUUCAAUAGGAUCCCUUUGGCCCUGAUUUCUAAUUGAUCUUGAAGGGCAAGAACCAACUAUUUAUUGCCUGUCAUUUUAGUCCUUCUGUCUUCCUAGGCCUCCAGACUUUGCUAGCCAAAUACCCAAAAAGGCAGCCUUUUAGUUUUAACUUUUGUGCAACAUUUAAACAAAGCCAGGACAAAAAAAAAAAUUGAUUUCGUUAAGGUUCCGUUUCGUAAGCAGUUAAAAGAUUGUGCAUGAGGGGACCCUAUCUCUUAGUUAGAAGGGAAGGUUGGGGAAAACAUAUUAAUCUCCUAGAGAAGUUGACAGUAGAGGCACCAGAGAGAUGUGUUCCGCAUUGUUCUAUCCAGGGGAAAGUGCCUUCAUAUAGAAUCCCUUCUAGAAUCACUGAAAAAGUCAUUGACCAAUUGAUGGCACCCUGAGGAAACAUCACUGAGCUCCAACUCCAAUGCACCCAUAGGCUCUGUCAUCUGCUCACUGCUGCACAAUAGUGCCCAGGGGAACUACAACACUCAUCUCAAAUGCAUUUCCACAGAAAAUAUCAAACGGUGCCCUGAGCGUCACCAAAUUCAAGUCAGCAAAUUCCACCCAAGUCUAUUAUAAAAAAAAAAAAAAAUCAACCAACACUUUAGAUAUGUGAAAAACUGAAGAAGAGCAACAAAAAAUGUUGUAACCUCUUGGGAGUUUUUAGUUUGCCAGUUCUUGUUAGGGUUCCAGAACAAGUGGGGCAAUCGACAAUUCUGGUCCCUAACAAAGGCAUGUGACAACCAGCAAUCAAGAGGCCCACAUGGCAAAGUCCUUGGUCAGGUGCCAUUUGAAAAACAGGCAGAAGAAAACAAAAUACAGCUCUCUGCCCUGAACACUCAGCAGGUAGUCAGGCCAAGGUUGGUCAGGAUACCUUCUAGUAACACCCUGGUGUCCUUCCUGCUGGAAAACUUCAGUUUCUUCAGAAACUCACCUCGGCCCUUCAUGGUGGACAGCAGAUUUCCAUGAAAGGAAACAAGACCUACAUUCCUCGCAGGGAGAUGGGCGGGCUCACCUCAGCAAGCCUGACCUCUGACCCUGUAGACCAGCAGCUGUGCUAAUCACUCUGAAGUGAUUUAAAGAGUCCGAGUUUUUGCGCUAAAGAACUACAGCGGAGUACAGACGCCCCCAACAGCAGGAGCAUGGCCAAGUCCACCCCUCUUAGCGUCCCCAGAACGUCCUGUUGAUUGCAAUGAUUCCUGUUGACUUUCCACAGGUUCCCCCAUUUAAUGUGUGUCGAAUGCCCGCCUACACCAGUAGAGAUGGCUAAUUCUCCAGCCUCCGACUCUUGACUUGUUUAUCCUCCAAAAUUAAAGCCAAUGGACAGCAAAGGGGAAGCUAGGAAACUUUUUUUUUUUUUUUGCCACGUUGGAACAAUUCAGAGGGAAAUUAAAAACUCAGGUAGAAAAGCAGAUGCUCUGAGCUUCUUGUGGGGCAGCAGGAUUCCAAAAGAGAUUUGAAGUGAGUGCAACAGCUCUAUGCUCUCAAUAAGUUUCAGGUGCCUAGGCCGGAAGUUACAAAUGUUAUAGCCCUGAGCUCUCAGCAGGCUUCAGGGUGACAGCCAAAAGUCUGUUGGCAAGUAUUACAGUUUGAAAGCUCUGGGGGGGGGCCUUUGGGGUGCUAGCCGACAUCCAUCCCUGGCAGAGCAGUUCUGCACAGUGGUUGCUGACGGGGUAACAGGAGAGGCGCUUCUCCUGUCUCUGGCAGGUCUAAAAGGCUGGAGCUGCAGGUUUCCACAGGUCUGGAGCUGUGUAUCAUGGAGGUUGAUAAAUUCCCUUCUGCAGUCAAAAUGUGGAGCCUUGGGGGCCGAGGGAGGAAUGAGUCUCCCAACCUCCAGCUGCAGGUAGAGUCCUAGAAACGGAUCUGAUCAAGUUCCCUGCCUGGGGCAGAAGCCCACAGUCUGGCCAAUUUAUCUCCUCUCCCGCAAUCAUUAGAGGCAGGCUUCUUCUCUGGAGAAUGUCUAGGAGCCAAGUUUCUGGCCAGGUGUGGAGCCAGAUGGGAGCAGGAUUCCAUCUUCAGGUUCCUGCAUAGAGGAGGAGCAUCUGGGGGCCGGGACACAGGUCAGAACCAGGGGAGUUCAGGAAGCCAGAAUCCAGCCUGGCUGAGCACCUGGCUCCAAAGCCUUCCUCCUCUCUCGCCUCCAAGGAACAAUCUGUGAAGGCUGGUUUUCCAGAUUUCUCCUCUAUCACCCUGACCAGGUGCCCCCCAAGUGACCAAAUGUGUGUGCAAGAGAAUUAUAAAACAUAGUAGGGCCAAUUGGGAAAGAGCUGUCAAACCUAAGAGUUUGGAGAAGAACCCUGGGUCCAGCAAAAGUUCCCAAUCAAGUCUCAUGGUCCGUUUCCUGCCAUUGCUCUUCCUGUGAGGGUGUGUACAGUUAGGGCUGAUUGAUUUGCUUAUUUGGUACAUGUGGGGGGAGGGUAAUUUUUUAUAAUUUCCGUAUUUACAUUUUCCCACCCCUCCUCCCUCUCUCUUUCCAACUCUGGCCACAAUUCUUCACAAACUCCCCACCUCCUCUUUUUUUUAAUUAUUGAUACACACCGUGGCAGUUGAAAUGAAAAUGACCCCAUAGGCGGUCAUUUGGGAGGUCUUGUUAGAGUUGGGGUGGCUUUGCUGGAGGAAGUAUGUCACUAGAGAGUGGCUUUGUGGUCUCAGAAGCUAAAGCCUGGCCAGUGCGUAACAGUCUCUUCCUGCUGCCUGCAUAUGCAGAUGUAGACCACUCAGCUACCCCUCCAGCAUCGUCGUAUCUGCCUGCCAUGCUUCCAACGUGAGGAACUGAACUGUAAGAGCCAAUAAAUGUUUUCCUUUACAAGAGAUGCUGUGGUCAUGGUGUCUCUACACAGCAAUAAAGGGCUAACUAAGACAUUCACACACACUAGUUAAAUGAUAGAUAGAUAGAUAGAUAGAUAGAUAGAUAGAUAGAUAGAUAGAUAGAUCACAUAUAUUUAUAAAAAUUCUAAUAAGUCCAUUUAGGGUUGCUUAACUGUUCAUGUUUUUAGGGUUGACUCCUUCUGAUUGGAUAAUAUCAGGGAGCUCAUCCCUGGAGAAAAACCAAUAUCCCUUGUAUCAGAAACCAUUGACUGCCUAUAGGUCUUCAUUUGGGGAGAGUCUUAUGGAAUUUCCCCAUCCAUCACAGCAUGAAUGUCAACCGGUGCUAUUCGUACACAGGUCUUAUUUUGGCAAACAUAUUGUUGAUAUUUCACGGGUGCAGCUUACUUGCCUUGUCUAGAAAACACUAUCUAGCAGCAGGCAUCUUGGUCCUCUGACUCUUACAAUACUUUCUCCUCUUUCACCAUUGCCCCUGAGCUUUAGGUGUAGGGGUUUCAUUGGGCACCGCACACUGGUUUAUUCUUUGCAUUUUGACUAGCUGUGGAUCUCUGUAACAGUCUCCAUGUGCUUCAAAGGGAAGCAUCUUUGAUGAGAGGUGAAAGCUAUACAAUCUGUGGAUAUAAGGGAAAGUAUUUAGAACAUAGCUAGAAGAUACAGCAUUUAGAAAAACAGCAGUAGAAGGUUCUCUUCUGGAUUUGUGACCUCACUAGCCCACUGGUUAGAGACUACAUUUGCAGUACCAGGCAUGAAUUCCCUUCAGUUAAACAGGGUCGAAGUCCAGUAAGACACAUCCAGGAUGUUUUCUUUUUUUCACAUCUUUCCCAGACUGACUGCUGAUAGUGAGCUGUGAAUCUGCAGGCCACCAUAAGGGGCCCCUCGCCCUUGGGGUUCUGGGGCCAUUUCUACCUUCAUCAUAGUUGUGCCUGUUUCCUUAUGAUAAACUCCCAGGAGAGGGGUACCUAGUAAAGAGAGUGUGUGUUUGUCUACUAUAUGGUCUCUAGCACAUAUGGACAGUCCAUUCCUUUUUAACUACACACACACAUAUGUACAAUCAUAAGAUCCUGGCUACAAUACAGCCUCCUGUGAGCUCAGUACAUCAUUACAAAAGAAGUUCAAGUGAGGUCAUUUGGGAAGUGUUGAAAUGGUGGAAAUUCCAUGGCUAUAACAAAAGCAAAAGAGAAGAAAAUAGAGGGAAGGGUUGAGUAUAAAGGCACCCAGCUGGUACAGGCGCACAGCCAGCAGCAGCUCCUCCUGCAGUUCUCUCCUGAGCCAGAGCUCCCCCUCCAGAACGACAUGAUGCUCAAGUCUGUCACAGAGAGCUUAGCCAGCCUGAUUCACGGCUUGAAGGUGGACCACCUGACGGAUGGUGUCAUUCGGAGGAGCAAGAGGAUGAUUCUGGAUUCUCUGGGUGUUGGUUUCCUGGGAACAGGCACAGAAGUGUUCCACAAAGUCACGCAAUAUAGUAAAAUGUACAGUUCCAAUACCUCCAGCACCGUUUGGGGUCGACCAGACUUCAGGCUCCCACCCACAUAUGCUGCUUUUGUGAACGGCGUCGCUGUUCACUCCAUGGAUUUUGAUGACACAUGGCACCCAGCCACCCACCCUUCCGGGGCAGUCCUGCCAGUCCUCACAGCUCUAUCAGAAGCCCUGCCUCAGACUCCAAAAUUUUCUGGCCUUGACCUGCUGCUGGCAUUCAAUGUUGGUGUUGAAGUACAAGGACGAUUAAUGCACUUCUCCAAGGAAGCCAAGGACAUCCCAAAGAGGUUCCAUCCUCCCUCUGUGGUGGGGACUUUGGGAAGUGCCGCUGCCGCAUCCAAAUAUUUAGGACUCAGCUUGACAAAGUGUCGAGAGGCCCUAGCUAUUGCUGUUUCUCAUGCUGGGGCACCCAUAGCAAAUGCUGCCACUCAGACCAAGCCCCUUCACAUCGGUAAUGCAGCCAAGCAUGGGAUGGAAGCCACAUUUCUAGCGAUGCUGGGUCUCCAAGGAAACAAGCGCAUCUUUGACCUGGGGUCAGGGUUUGGGGCCUUCUAUACCAACUACUCCCCCAAAGACCUUCCAAGCCUGGAUUCUCACAUCUGGCUGCUGGAUGAGCAGGACGUGGCCUUCAAGAGCUUCCCAGCACAUUUGGCUACGCACUGGGUGGCAGACGCAGCUGCAGCUGUGAGAAAGCACCUGGUUAUUCCGGAAGGAGUCCUGCUUCCUACUGACCACAUCGAGAGGAUUGUGCUCAGGAUCCCCGAUGUCCAGUAUGUAAACAGGCCCUUCCCAGACUCAGAGCAUGAAGCUCGCCAUUCCUUCCAGUACGUGGCCUGUGCCAUGCUGCUCGAUGGUAGCGUCAUGGUUCCGUCCUUCUGCAGUGAGCAGAUCAACAGGCCACAGGUGAGAGAGUUGCUCCAAAAAGUGGUUUUGGAACACCCUUCUGACAACCUGCCAAGCUUUAACACACUGUACUGUGAGAUAAGCGUCACCCUGAAGGACGGAACCACCUUCACCGAGCGCUCCGAUACCUUCUACGGUCACUGGAGGAAACCACUGAGCCAAGAGGACCUGCAGAAGAAGUUUCGAGACAAUGCCUCCAGGAUGCUGUCCAAGGACACGGUGGAGAGCCUUAUAAAGGUGGUAGAAAGCCUCGAGGACCUGGACGACUGUUCCGUGUUGACCUCGCUUCUCAAAGGACCCUCUGUCCAAGAGGAGGACUCAAAACUAUCCCACAUGUUUUCCUUCCCUCACACAAUGUCUAGGCUUACCAAUGUCUGAACAGCUUUGCACCAGAGGAGAUUCCGUUGUUUGCUCUGCUGCUCCAUCCGCCCAGCAAUGAACAGAGCAGAGUAGAGAUACGAACAGAGAUAUGUGUCUUUGGAAGGAGUCUUGAGAGACCAUUUCCACUACCUUCCAGAUAACAUUCAAGAAACAAACAACACAAGAUCGUAUGUGUAUUCACAAGGGUAAAGUCUGAGUCCCCUGCCAUCUGCUUAUUAUUUCUCCUGAGUAAUUAUCUGUUAACUCUGGGAACUUUCCAGAUGUGGAGGGAAUUGAACUGGCAUGCUGCUGGCUGCAGGUGGAGCAAGCUCUCUGGUCUGGGCCACCGCCUGCCCAGAGGAUAGAUACUGCCAAACCUUUCCUGUGAUGACUGGUUUGAGUGAUCAGCAGGUCUAAUAUUGCCUCUUUUUCUUUCCACGUGCAGUCCUGAGUUUGUAAGCCAAGAAUUCCUCUGCUUCAACCCUCUACUAAAGAGAUAAAGACAGUCUGAUAUGGGGCAGGGAAGUAGUCUGACUUAGGACCCCCAGUUUCACUCUGUUAGCUCCGAACAUUAUUUUGAGAAAAUUUGACAGGAAAAAGUCAGAGAUACAAUAAAAAUGAAAAGGGGAAAGACGUUGAUGUGUGAGUAAUGAAAAUAUUAACUAUACAACAUAGAGAUGCCACAUUAGCAAUCAUGGUGAGUGUGCUCUGAAUUCCAGGUGUUCAAAGAAAGAAUGGGGCUCUUAGCUUCAGAUUUUGACUUGCAAGCAUCUAUGUGGAAAUGUGUUAGGUAGCUGAGAACUUCAGCAGAAUACAUCAUUCCCCAGUUCAUAGGAGGAGAAAAACAUAAUUGGAAAAAAUGAGACUCAUUUCCCUCCUGUUUGCGCUUAUACUUAACAUGGUCUCCUUUCUACCCACUUUUCCACAAAAGCUCAGUUAUCACGGGGAGUGGGCAGUGGGCCAAAUGUUGGCUACAGCCAAUGAGACAAAACUGGCGGAGAAAAAUAAAAGAUGUGGGGGAACUGCAGCAGGUCCACCUUACCCCUCACCUUCAGAAUCCAACGGCCAUGUCACAAUCCAGCCUCCCUAGCUGCAUCAUCAGCACCAUCCUAGCUCCUGGCUCCUCAAUGCCACGCUCGCUUGCAAGCCCCAGAAGCCACUAGGUAGGAGCUGGGCUGCAGCAGAGCAACAUCCCAAUCCACUUCUGACAGCUGCCUCUGCAGCUGUGCCGGGGCUCGCCCCCUCGCAGUGGCUGGGCCUGCAGGGCAGAACCUCUGCCUAGCUACAGACAGCAAAGCUCUCUGAGUUCCCCCUUCUGUUUAAGAAGUGUCAGGUAAGCCCAGCAGAACCUAUAGAGCCUGCCAUUUUCUCUUCUGAUGAUAGAGGGCGCCAGAGAACCAUAAACUAGUUUUCAAUAACGGCAUGGGUUGGGAAGGAUAAUCAUUAAAAGAAACAGCAAAGGAAAUAAAUGGAUUCUCUUCUUUGUAGGACUAGUAGAUGGUAACUUCCACGAAACUUAUUUCCAAAAAGAUGUCAAUAUUGAUAUACGAUAAUUUUCUACAAUAAAAUUUUGAACUGCUCAAGUUCCAAAGCUGUAACUUGAAAUAUUUUUAACAAAGAAUACUGAGUAGGCAGCUCUGUUUCAUCCACACCAGAACAGGAGGGCAAAGAAUGUCUUGGGAUUCUUGUAACCUUCUGUCGUGAUAUAGCCCAGACUGUCACUAAGGGUUGUGAGAAAGUCGUGUUGACCAGGAUAGAAGCUGAGCUCCAUAUCUGUACGCUGUCUCGCAGUGCAGAAAUUCCAGAUUCCUUAUACAUAGCCUCAUUUUCUCAUAUGACGACAGGAAAGAAAUAAUAACAAAUGGAUUUACGUUGCAUUUUGUUUUGCUUGUCUAGAACAAGCUGUGUUUCUUCUAUACACAAGAUAUCUGAAAGAAAUUUGAUCUUUUAUUAUUAAAGAAUAAGAUCUGAAAUCUCCAGGAACACCUGCUUCUAUUACUGGAUCAUUAAAUUAUUAGCCCCGUCUUCCAGUGCAUAUUCGCAGUGAUCUUACGUUUCCAGUGUUUAGUAACACCCUGAAUCUACAUCCAAGCGGACGUCUAACUGAGAGGAAUGCGGUACACCUGGAAGACUACUGCCUCUGGCCUUUGGCCUAGCGGGAUGCUUACAGGGCCGAACACUAUGUCAGAGGUCCAGAUUAGAAAAGAGAUGCCCACGUGACAACCUUAGCAAGCAGAAGGAAGAGCUUGUGUCAAUGAACAUUGUUAGUAAAAGCAGGAUAAAAAUUCUGAGUUAAGGAAAUGCAUCUGGUCAGUUUCUGAGCAUUGGAUGUAAGGUCUGUCUCCAUCUCUGCCGGAUGAUGUCAUACUCAGAAUGUGCUCAUGUCUCCCAGCCAGCGUUCCCUGGGUUGGUCGCAGGGUACGACUGUAUAGUAAAUAUUAUCUCUGUCAAAACCUUGUCACUAACAGACUUCAGUGAAUGGUUUGUGCUCGUCAUUUUCUUUGAUAUGGGUAGUUAAGAUGGGGUGCUGCUUAGUGGUAAAUCUCUUAAGUUCAGGAAAGCUGUGUGGUGGACUUUCAGAACCAGUAUGUGUAUUGAAACCCAAUUUUAA